This is a messenger RNA of Oncorhynchus gorbuscha (pink salmon), 6631 nucleotides long. RefSeq names its product ephrin-B2a-like. The coding region runs from base 929 to 1819 and encodes 296 amino acids. Gene Ontology annotation, molecular function: ephrin receptor binding. The record is from RefSeq and is a predicted model, not a curated record. Gene Ontology annotation, cellular component: plasma membrane. The transcript is spliced from 5 exons. Lineage: Eukaryota; Metazoa; Chordata; Actinopteri; Salmoniformes; Salmonidae. Gene Ontology annotation, biological process: axon guidance; ephrin receptor signaling pathway; blood vessel morphogenesis.
UGCUAUCCCGCAUGCGUAUAGCGGUCUGACUUUUGCCUGUAGGCUUUUGUCGCUGUGUACUGGUGGUAGCAACAAGCGUUGGCAUUUAGCAGGAGGAUCGAUGAUUGGCAGAAGUCGUUGUCAAUGAAACGUCUGUAAAUAUCUACCAAAUGCGUAUUUCAAUUUAUUUUAGACCCACAAUUUACGGUACAUCAUUUGAAAUCGUUACAUCAGCCUCGAGCGAGUGAGAUGAAGAUAUGGAGAUAAACGGAAGGACACUCAUUAGAUUAUGGUUUGGCUGAAGGUGGGGGAGGCGAGGAGUUGAGUGGGUCUGUUGCGAGACGCUUGAUGCGGAUACAACAAGUCGCAAUGACGCCUGCUUUGCAUUAAGCAGUUGGUCACACACUCGGAAGUGCAGUGUGACUUUAUUUAAGCAAACUUUUAACCUCCGUCGUGACACAUUGUUGUCGAAUUGAGUGUAAAAACAACACCAAUAAAAACAUGAUUAAUUUCUGACAUCAUCAAAUAAUCAGUCAAUUAAUGAAUUGGUGGCCUAUACCAAAUCAAAGUACUUGUCACGUGCGCAGAAUACAACAGGUGUAGUAGACCUUACCUAGCCUAUGUGCCUUUCAAAGUCUAUCUUCUAAACUAUCUUAACUGUUUUUUGUAGGUCUAGUCCUCCAAAAAUAUAGUAAUAUGCUUGUAGAAAUAACCUAUAUUUUAUAUAUUUUAAACGGAACAUUCUUCAUUUAUAGCAGUAAAUGCAUGCCUUUAAAAUCGCCGUGUGUCAUUUAGCGUGGUAUGUUACUUCUUCCUAUUGAAAAUAAAGUGUUCACCCUCGAAGCAAGCAUAGGCGUUAACUAGGGGCCCACAAAGACAGCGGGCAUUCCACGGAAUUAGCUUGUGUGCACAUUCUUUACGUUCUGUCUGGGUGACGAGUUCAAAGCUGAUGAUCAGAUUCGUGCCAGGACAGGGCUUGGUGUUGUACCCUCAGAUAGGGGAUAAGUUGGACAUUGUCUGCCCACGUGUGGACGGAGUAGCCGAUGGGGUGGAGUAUUACAAGAUCCACAUGGUUCCCAGGGAGCAGCUGGAGAGCUGCACCAUCACCAAGGCUGACACGCCACUGCUCAACUGUGUGAAGCCUGACCAGGACGUCAAGUUCACCCUGAAGUUUCAGGAGUUCAGCCCCAACCUGUGGGGCCUGGAGUUCUUCAGAGGACAAGACUACUACAUCAUCUCAACCUCUAAUGGCACCAUGGAGGGGCUUGAGAACCAGGAAGGAGGAGUUUGCAAGAUGAAAUCCAUGAAGAUAAUCAUGAAAGUGGGACAAAGUGCCUCUGAUCCUGUCUCACCCAAAGACUACCCCACCAGAUACCCUCCCAAGCAGCCCGACACAGUGGGAAAGGACUCCUACAAACCAAACGAAGUGCUGGAGAAGACAGAUUCGUCGUACAGGGAGGGCGAGGGCGACCAGGGGACGGGUGGCAAAUCCUCCAGCAUCAUCGGCUCCGAGGUGGCCCUGUUCGCAUGCAUCGCCUCGGGCAGCGUCAUCUUCAUCGUCAUCAUCAUCAUGCUGGUCCUGCUGCUGCUCAAGUACCGGCGACGGCACCGCAAGCACUCUCCGCAGCACGGCACCACGCUGUCCCUCAGCACGCUGGCCACGCCCAAACGGGGCAACAACAACGGCUCGGAGCCCAGUGACAUCAUCAUCCCUCUCAGGACUUCAGACGGCGUCUUCUGCCCGCACUACGAGAAAGUGAGCGGGGAUUACGGUCACCCGGUCUACAUCGUUCAGGAGAUGCCCCCCCAGAGCCCUGCUAACAUCUACUACAAGGUCUAAACCUGACCUCCGACCCCCCCAGGGCUCCUUUUUGGAUUGGACCCUCCUCUCUCUGUUAUUGUUCUUGUUGUUUUUACAGAAACGUUACUAUUGUGGUUAAUAUUCCUUGUUUUUUUGGGAUUCGUUCGAGAACGUGAAAGAGAAAAGCUGCUCCGCUGCGGAUUUUUUUUUUUUUGGGGGGGGAAUACCUCCUAUCCGCUUCUCUUCUCUCCCAGCAGCUUGUGUGUUUGUGUGUGUGGACGUACGGACGUACGGAAGGACAGAUGGAUGGUUGGAGAGACAGAAAGAUGACCCCUCCCCCUGCCCCAGAAGGAGCAGAGGAGUUUGACCCAAACCUCCCUGGAUAUCCUGCUCUGCGAUUCUCCCCAAAAGAGACUACUGCUGGGAAAGUGAGGGAAAGAGACCAUGGAGGGAGAAAGAGAGGGAUGGCAGAGAGAGGGAUGGCAGAGAGAGGGAUGGCAGAGAGAGGGAUGGCAGAGAGAGGGAUGGCAGAGAGAGGGAUGGCAGAGAGAGGGAUGGCAGAGAGAGGGUUGGCAGAGAGAGGGAUGGCAGAGAGAGGAAAAGGAGAGAAGGGGCGGACCUUGAACUCAUGUCAGUAAUGGCAGUUAGCCAUGAGACACUUUGUGGAAAUAUCCACUCUGGGGACAAUCCCGAAUGACACACGGACACCAACCUAUCACCCACACACCCACACACUCACCCACUGUCAGUCAUUGUGAACUGUUCAGACCCUCGUGCUCGUUAAGACCCAUAAUUCCCUCAUCGUUUGUCCGACCACACCUUUUACUUUCUUGCAUCAUCAAUCGUUACUGUGGUUACUUGAAAAAAGGUUUUGGAGAAGAAGAAAACACGAUUCCCUUUUAUAGCUUCAUUAUUGUAGCUUCAUUCCUGGUAUUGUUCAACUUGCACAUUAUUGAUUUUUUUGGUAACGUGGUUUUGUCGCAGCUCAUGCCGUGCUGGUGUACGUGACUUUCAAAUACACACAGACACAUGUGAAAAACACACGCACGCGCACACACACGCGCACGCACGCACACGCACACACACACGCUGCAGCCCAGCACUGAGAGAGCAGAAAGCAGGACUUAGAGAGGGCUGGACCAUGUGGAGGUGUUUUAUUUGUGUUCCGUCGCAUCGGGGGGACAUGCUGCUCUUUCUACUCCCUCUGAGUGGUCAAGGCUCACCAGGUGGCUUCUGGGAAGGGUGGAGGACCUAAAUGAAUCAUAGAGCAGCACUUUUAACCCCCCUCUACCCAGUCAAGCAGUCAGAUCACAGAGAGGGAGAGAGAGGUGCUGGUAGAGGGGGUGAAAGAGAGACGAUAGAAGCUGUAUCCUUUUCAGUAUGGUUGUAAUAGUAGCAAGGACUGACUUUCCAUAGAUUGGCCUCUACAACACCGAGAAGUGUUGGUGAACCGGAAAUACAGGCAAUAAGAAAUCCCACCCUGCCUUGCUGCUGCAGUUUCAGCUACACGGAGGAAAGGUAAAGAUAAGAGAAGCCCAGGUCAAAGUGGAGUUUAACCCAGCCACUGUCUGAAACAGAGAGGUCUAAGUGGAGUUUAACCCAGCCACUGUCUGAAACAGAGAGGUCUAAGUGGAGUUUAACCCAGCCACUGUCUGAAACAGAGAGGUCUAAGUGGAGUUUAACCCAGCCACUCUCUGAAACAGAGAGGUCUAAGUGGAGUUUAACCCAGCCACUGUCUGAAACAGAGAGGUCUAAGUGGAGUUUAACCCAGCCACUGUCUGAAACAGAGAGGUCUAAGUGGAGUUUAACCCAGCCACUGUCUGAAACAGAGAGGUCUGGUGGAGUUUAACCCAGCCACUGUCUGAAACAGAGAGGUCUAAGUGGAGUUUAACCCAGCCACUGUCUGAAACAGAGAGGUCUGGUGGAGUUUAACCCAGCCACUGUCUGAAACAGAGAGGUCUAAGUGGAGUUUAACCCAGCCACUGUCUGAAACAGAGAGGUCUAAGUGGAAUUUAACCCAGCCACUGUCUGAAACAGAGAGGUCUGGUGGAGUUUAACCCAGCCACUGUCUGAAACAGAGAGGUCUGGUGGAGUUUAACCCAGCCACUGUCUGAAACAGAGAGGUCUAAGUGGAGUUUAACCCAGCCACUGUCUGAAACAGAGAGGUCUGGUGGAGUUUAACCCAGCCACUGUCUGAAACAGAGAGGUCUAAGUGGAGUUUAACCCAGCCACUGUCUGAAAUAGAGAGGUCUAAGUGGAAUUUAACCCAGCCACUGUCUGAAACAGAGAGGUCUGGUGGAGUUUAACCCAGCCACUGUCUGAAACAGAGAGGUCUGGUGGAGUUUAACCCAGCCACUGUCUGAAACAGAGAGGUCUGGUGGAGUUUAACCCAGCCACUGUCUGAAACAGAGAGGUCUGGUGGAGUUUAACCCAGCCACUGUCUGAAACAGAGAGGUCUGGUGGAGUUUAACCCAGCCACUGUCUGAAACAGCUCUUGGUUCCGUAGUGUCUGUUUCCAGGGGCAACAAGAACCGUUGCCCUCUUACACAACUUUAAAAAGCACAGGGACAUCAAAGCUCAUUGUCACUUUUUCUCAAACAUCAUCUUUAGCAUUUCCUUGUUGUUUUUUUUGUUUUUCACUAUUAUUAUUAUUAUUUUAGUUAGAAAAAUAGAUGUCCAUUUAAAGGAGGUCAUUUUGAAAACAGAAAGAGUAAGAAAUAAACCAUCUGAAAUGUUGUAUUUAUUUAAUCAUCAUAGACCCAUUAGAGAUGUUGUCAGAAAGACACUGAUGUCGUCUUUAGUCUGGUAUAAAAGUACACAUUAUGCAAGCUAGAGUUUUAAUGAUCUAAUUCACCCACAGUGUCCCAUCUUUUCAUUAACUUCCACCCAGAGACACAGGACUAGAGCCUGGGAAGGGGAUAGGGAGGGCAGCCUGGACAUAUGCCCCAAGGGGAGAGGAGGUUGUUGGACCCAAAAUAGCAUAACCACCAGGCAGACCAGCAGUGUAUCCCACAGUCCUUCACUGUAGCAUCUCCCAAAGGACCAUGGGAAAUUCUCAUGAUUACCCUGUGCCCCUCUUUCCCCAUGCUACCGUGUGUGUGUGUGUGUGUGUGUGUGUGUGUGUGUGUGUGUGUGUGUGUGUGUGUGUGUGUGUGUGUGUGUGUGUGUGUGUGUGUGUGUGUGUGUGUGCCUCCUGUUGAGCAAGGCCAGUGAAAGACAGCCAUUUUGUUCUCUUUAUUCACACGCAUUUGAAAACAUUGACUUAAGAAAAUGAGAACAGGAUUGUGACUUAUACCACGCCCAAAUCAUGUAUCUGUUUACAACCAACAUUCUCAUUAGUUCAUUAAGAACAUCAAAUUUCACCAAGCCUUGUAUGAUCUGGGGUUUGUGCCUCUAAGAGGCUACAAAAUCUGCAAAUAUGCAAUUUCUAUUUAUUUUUUUAAGAAUUGAGAGAAAUCUACACCUAUGGAAAGUGUUCUUAAACCACUGAGCGAUGUAACAACGAACAGGACAACAACAAAACGAGUAAAGUACAUCACACGAGCCUGCUGUUAAGAGUUUAUCAUUUCUAGUAUUAUUCUAACAUUUAUUUAGUUCCAAGGUGAACUGUGAAGAAAAAAAAAAAAAAACGUUUUGAAAAUGAAAUGCACCCGGACAGUUAUUUAAGAAAAGAGAGAGAGAGAGAGAGAGAGAGAGAGAGAGAGAAAACACACACACCAGGAAUCACAAAACAAAUUGAUGUUGAGUUGCUAUCUUGACUGCGACAGAAUAUGACAAUCGUUUUAGUUUCUUUGAAUCUGUCGUCCUUAUCCUAGCUAACAUACAACUGACAUUCUUCUAAAACGGCUAGGGUCGAUUUUUAUGUCUCUGUUAUGUCAAUGAAAUGUUGCAGCCACGUUGAGAGAAUGUUAGUAAGCUGGCUAGGAGAAGUACUUCAGGCUAACUGUAAAAUGCCUUGCUCGUAUUGGUCAGCCCUUGGUCACCUGACUCAGUAAUUUUGCACCGUUCUAUCUGUAGGUGAGAAACUGUAAAUACAUGAAUGUUUGUAUUGUUUAUGAAUCCUGGGAUGUUACAAUAGCCUUAUUCACCUUUUUAGGAAAGUAAAUGGACAUGAAUAAAGAGCAAAUGGGACACUCUUCUGUAAAACAGAGCAUAUGUUUGUUGGUAAAUAGCUUGUGUAUAUAUUGACAAGAUCAAUAAAACAAUGUUUUUAUCAACUCUUAAAGUAAGAUGUUUUGUAUACAAUUAGAUUUUUUUUGUUGAUUUUUGUUGUUGUUUGUUGCUAUGUAUUUUAGCUAGCGCUCGUUGGAAAGCCCUUGUCCUCCUCCCACUCCCUCCCCCUUUUGCACUGUUUCCAUGGCAAUUUGGUUUGGAAACAAACGAGAGAACAGGUUGCCAAACCGACUGCUGCAUAUUCCUGUGUACCAUAAAUAUUUAUUGAAUUCAUUUUUGUUGUUGUUCUGUUUUUUAAUUAUUUUUUAAAAAUGUGAUUUCUGUUCAGUAAGUGACACAGUAUUACGAUUGCGUUGUUCAUUUGUCUCCCUGUCCUGGUUUCGUUAGUCUGUCCUGGUUUCGUUAGUCUGUCCUGGUUUCGUUAGUCUGUCCUGGUUUCGUUAGUCUGUCCUGGUUUCGUUAGUCUGUCCUGGUUUCGUUAGUCUGUCCUGGUUUCGUUAGUCUGUCCUGGUUUCCAGGUGGCUGUAUCAGUAACCCCUCCCCUUGCAGUUUGAGAUGACCAGGCCGUUGAAAUGGUUAAACAUUCAAAAACAAAAUUAACUAAAGUGACACACAUUCCACCAGUCUGUUAAAGAACUGAAAAUGUUUUUCAAUAAAAUGUUUUUCCUAUGGACAUGC